CUGGCGCGACUCCGUUGUGACGUCAUUUGGGUGCGACGACCGUUGCAAUCGGCGCUCUGUGGUAUAUCUAAAAAUACUGUUCAGAAAAUACUGUGAGUUGGCUCAAAGAUGUCUUCCGGACCAGAUCUUCCAGCUUCAGGAUGUGGACUCAAGUCAGUCCGGAGAUCUCCUCGUCUGUCCCCUCAGGGAGGCGGGGUCCAAGGAGACAAACAGAGGACAAAAGGAGGCAACCUGAAGGAGGUGAAGAAGAAAGGGAGGAUGGCGAAGAGCCAGGAAGAGCGAGACAAGGAGCUGCAAGUCCAACUACAGCAGCUGGACCUAUCUAGCAGGGCAUCUGCCACUGGGACAGGUUUGGUCUACUCUGAGACCUUCAAGUGUCAUCAGAACCUAUGGGAGACCAGUCAUCCAGAGAGUCCAGACAGAGUAACGUCCAUAAUGGAGGAGCUGGAUAAGCAAGAACUGUUGUCACGUUGUGUUCAAGUGCAGGCCAGAGCAGCCACCGAUGAAGAACUGCUUCUCGUGCACACGAAAGAUUACAUUGAGUUGAUGAAAUCCACUCAGACAAUGUCCGAGACAGAAUUACAUAACCUGUCUGACAAAUAUGAUUCUGUCUAUUUCCAUACAGAGACCUUCCAGGCGUCCAUAUUGGCAGUCGGUUCAGUGCUCCAGCUGGUAGACCAGGUGUUGACGUGUCAUCUCAGGAACGGAUUUGCUGUCGUGAGGCCACCGGGACAUCACGCUCAGGCUGAAGAGUCCAACGGUUUUUGCUUUUUUAACAAUGUGGCCAUUGCUGCUCGUUAUGCACAAAUGAAACACAAAGUCAACAGGGUGUUGAUCGUGGACUGGGAUGUCCAUCAUGGUCAAGGUGUCCAGUAUGUUUUUCAGGACGACCCCAGCGUAGUGUACGUGAGCAUGCACAGGUUUGAACAGGGAGCGUUCUGGCCUCACCUUCCCGAGUCAGACAAUAGUUUUGUGGGCGGGGGUGCCGCCGAGGGACGAAACAUUAACCUGCCCUGGAACACGAUAGGAAUAAGCGAUGCCGACUACGUGUGCGCGUUCCAGCGACUGCUGCUGCCCGUUGCUUACGAGUUUCACCCGGAACUGGUUCUGGUCUGCGCUGGUUUUGAUGCCGCACUCGGGGAUCCGAAGGGUCAGAUGUGCGUGAGUCCUCAGUGUUUCUACACACUCACACACAUGCUGAUGUCUUUGGCAGAAGGCAGACUCGUUCUCGCUUUGGAGGGUGGUUAUAACCUGAAGGCAACGGCAGAGGGCGUGGCUGCUUGUGUUCAAGCUCUUGUGGGAGGAGCCUGUGCCCCAAUGACUCCGCCUAGCGCCCCAUCCGACAGCGCUCUGAAAUCCAUCUCCGAGACCAUCUCAGCUCUUUAUCCAUACUGGAUCUCCUUGCAAGUACUGGAGGGGGCGGGGCUUGCUGAUGGGGAUGUCAUCAGAACAGCGGCCAAAGAAGAGAAACCAGAGAGUCUGUGUUUGCCUGUUGUCAUGGCAACCGGCCUAGUAUACGACGAGAGGAUGAUGGAGCAUCUCAACAUGUGGGACAGGCAUCAUCCUGAACAACCUCAAAGAAUCUUCAAGAUCUUCUCCAAGCAUCAGCAACUCGGACUGGCGGACCGCUGUCAACGCAUCCCAGCACGCUUCGCCACCGAGGAGGAGCUUUCGAUGUGUCACACUGCGGACUACAUCCAGCAUAUGAAGUCCACAUCCACGAUGAAGGCAAGGGAUCUGCAUAAGCUUGGAGAGGAAUACAACUCCAUCUACAUCAACAAUCAGAGCUUCCAGUCGGCCAUGUUGGCUGUUGGAAGCUGCUUCAAUAUUCUGGACCACAUCCUGAAUGGACAGGUGAGGAACGGCGUGGCCAUUGUGCGUCCACCAGGCCAUCACGCAGAAAGAGACUCCGCAUGUGGUUUUUGUUUCUUCAACACAGCAGCGCUCGCCGCUCGCUACGCUCAGAAGAUCUCCCAUCAUGCACCUCUCCGCGUGCUUAUCCUAGACUGGGACGUUCACCACGGCAACGGCACCCAGCACAUGUUUGAGGACGACAGCAGCGUCCUAUAUGUCUCGCUCCAUCGCUACGACAACGGAACGUUUUUCCCGUCCUCGGAGGACGCCGCUCCUGGCAGGGUGGGCGUGGCAGAGGGGGCCGGAUUCAACGUCAAUGUGGGGUGGAGUGGCGGGCGAAUGGGGGACGCCGAGUAUCUUGCCGCCUUUCACCAUAUCGUCAUGCCGAUUGCUUCUGAGUUCAACCCCAGUGUGGUGUUGGUGUCAGCUGGAUUUGACGCUGCACGAGGAGACCCUCUUGGCGGCUACAGUGUGACCCCAGAAGGCUACGCCCACCUCACUCACAUGCUGAUGUCAUUGGCCGGUGGGCGGGUCUUGCUCAUACUCGAGGGCGGUUACAACUUGACGUCCAUCUCCGAAUCCAUGGCCAUGUGUACAAGCGUGUUGCUCGGCGACCCCCCGCCUUCACUGCUGAUACCCCUGCCCCCGCCUCACCGCAGUGCCGUGACAACCAUCAACGAGGUCAUCCGCCACCACGCCCCUUACUGGAAGUCGCUAAGGAUACACAUCCCAGACUCCGUACGAGCAGCCGUACCUUCCCCGAAGUCACAUGAGAAACGGAGUCGCCAAAGCAAAGGCAGGAAGUCAAGACAAAGCGGUCCAGAUAAACUUCCUGUGGGAUCGGAGAACACAAACGCGCAGUGUAGUCUGGACCAGCUCACACAGGGAUUGGCCAGCUUGGACCUCAGUCAGACCUCUUCCACUCCAGUGGGCAGGUCCGACAUCCACUGUGACGAGUAUGCAAAGGCGGAGUCAUGUCCGGUGUCUCCUGAGCGGAGUCAAACAUCAGAGAGCUUGCCGCCUCAGGUCGAUGCUGCAGCGUCAACAACGGUUGCCGUGGGAGACGAGCCAGAGGGAGCGUGUGGUUGGUCCAAGCCUCAGGGGACUCUGGAGCUGAUUUGCGGAGCUGAGAUGGGCGGAGCCGCCAUGUACGUGGUAGACCCUCUGUCCUGGUGUCCUCACCUGGGUGAGGUCAAGCCCCUCCCACCCUCAGGUAUCGAUGUCUUCCUGCCUUGUCAGGACUGUGGCUCGGAGGCCGAGAACUGGAUCUGUCUCACCUGCUACCAGGUGGCAUGUGGCCGCUACGUGAACGAGCACAUGUUGAUGCACGGUGUGACAUCACAACAUCCUGUGGUGCUGAGCUUUUGUGACCUCUCCGUGUGGUGUUACGUGUGCGAGGCCUACGUGCACAAUCAGGUCGUAUUUGAUGCCAAGAAUGCAGCCCACAGCGCCAAGUUCGGAGAGGAGAUCCCACCCUGGAGUUAGAAGAGAGAGAAGGCGGGGCUUAGAUUUUAACAUGAAGGCAUCAUCAUGUGUGUUUAUGAGUGUUACCACUUUUAAACUCACCAUGUUUAUAAUACAUUUUUUUUAAAUCAUUAUUGUGAUUUAUGUUAGCCAUACGUUGAGGAGGCCUGUUCAUUGUGCAAUAAUGCUUAUGUAUAAACAUUAAAACAUUAUUAUUAUCUUCUUAGCUAUAUUUGUUUUUGACCACACAAUGAGUGGCUCAGCAGCGGUCA
Doryrhamphus excisus (bluestripe pipefish) is the source of this 3590-nucleotide messenger RNA. It is a transcript of the gene hdac6, whose product is annotated as histone deacetylase 6. Gene Ontology annotation, cellular component: histone deacetylase complex. Gene Ontology annotation, biological process: epigenetic regulation of gene expression. NCBI's taxonomy places the organism in Eukaryota, Metazoa, Chordata, Actinopteri, Syngnathiformes, Syngnathidae. Gene Ontology annotation, molecular function: zinc ion binding; histone deacetylase activity. The record is from RefSeq and is a predicted model, not a curated record.